Pristis pectinata (smalltooth sawfish) is the source of this 2608-nucleotide messenger RNA. Its product is annotated as stonustoxin subunit alpha-like. Lineage: Eukaryota; Metazoa; Chordata; Chondrichthyes; Rhinopristiformes; Pristidae. The record is from RefSeq and is a predicted model, not a curated record. Gene Ontology annotation, molecular function: protein binding.
GUUAAUUUUUUUUUGGUACGUCAAUGAUUGAAAACAUUAAUUUCAUCACGACUCUAUUCACUGUAUCCAGGAAAGUCUCCUCGUGAUGAAGAACGAAACUGAUGAAUGAAACAGAGAGGUAAUCUGCAGAACUACGUCCCAGUCUGCUGCGGAGCGGGAACCCACUGCAGCCCUUGCACAGCUCCGGGACAUCCUUUCCCUGCACAUAUCCCCACUUGCAUCGGUGUCAUCUCCAGGAUCUGCUGAAAGCGCCUCGGCUCAUCAGACCUCCCAGCACAGGGCUUUCAGUCAGCCCAGUGAGGUUACGAGCCCGACCGACGUGCUGAGAGUGCCGGAGGGGGCUGCCAGCGAGACCAUCCGUACCACCGACAUCCUGCAGUCCCUCGUCAGCUGCAAACGGAGGCUUCAUUUACCAGUCACUGAGUUUCCUGGGUCUCCAGCUCCUGGUGCAGUGAUGAAUGAAAUCAGGGAACUGGCCACUCUGGGCCGUCCGUUCCAGUUGGGAAUGCUGUAUGACUGCCGGUCAGACACUCUGAUCCCAGGUGUCACCUUGUGGGACUUACAGACACUGCAAAGCAACCUCAAUAGUCGUGCUCAGCCCAGCACUGAGUUUCACAUCAUUGCAUCAGACUCCAUGGAGGAGAAAGCUGCUGCACUCAAUGUGUCAGGAUCACUGAAAGUCAGUCUCCUGUGUGGGUUAGUGGAGGUGAAAGGAUCUGCAAAAUAUCUAAAUGAUAAAAGCAAUCAGAGUCAGGCACGUGUUACCCUUCAGUACGAAACAACAACCAGGUUUGAACAACUGACGAUGAGCCACUUAGGGAGACAGAAUAUUGCCUACCCGAGUGUGUUUGAUGAAGGAUCAGCAACCCAUGUCGUUACAGCAGUGCUGUAUGGGGCCCAGGCUUUCUUUGUCUUUGAUCAAAUGGUUUCGUCAGCAGAGAACAUGCAGGAUAUUCAGGGUAAUAUGGAGGCGACAAUUAAACAUCUUCCAAUGAUUGCAGUUCAGGGUGAUUCCUCCCUAACAAUGGCAGAAGAACAGAAGUCUCAUUCAGAGAAAUUUAGCUGCACCUUUUAUGGGGAUUUCUCACUGAAAAACAACCCCACCACAUUUCAGGGUGCCAUCGGAAUCUAUGCAAGCCUCCCAAGCUUACUUGGAUCAGGUGGGGAGAAUUCAGUACCCGUGAGAGUCUGGCUCUACCCUCUCAAUAAACUUGACUCAAAAGCUAUUCAGCUGGUGAGGGAGAUAAGCAUGGGAUUGGUCAAUCAGUGCCAGCAGGCCCUGGAACAGUUGAAUGAGACAGUGCAGAGAUGCAAUGAUAUGAUGAAUGACAGCGUCACCAUUCAGUUUCCUGAGAUCAGGGACAGGAUACAGACUUUAGCCAGAGUUUUGCCGUCCAUCCGGGGAGGUGGGGAGGAGGAAGGAUUACUGGUGGAUAUACUGAAGAACAAGGAACAGUCACCAUUCAAACACCAGUCAUUGAUCACAUGGCUGGAUCACAAGGAACGAGAGAUUAUGGUGGUGAGGUUUUACCUCAAGAAGUUGGAUGAUAUUCCUAUUGUAAAAUCAAGGAGAGAGAUGGAUGAAGAAGUGAUGAAUCCAGCAAUAGACUAUGUCGUCUGCUUCACAUUUACAGCAUUGCAUCAGGAGGAUCUCUAUCUGUUAAAGGCAAUCGACUACCUCCGAUCUCACACAGAUCAGAAAAUGCAGACACCAACUCCUGCUACUGAAGCCUGUGCAACACAACACGGCGAGCAGUGGUUUAAUUCACUGCCUACAACCGAGAAAAUGAAGCAGCAAUGUAAGUCAUUCCUGGAUUUUGCCACAGCUAACAAAGAAAAUGGGAAAAUAAAAUUCCUUGUUGCUUCUGUGAAGGACGACAGCAACCGAGGAGCGUCUAUUUACCUCUAUGAAGGAUGGUCUUUGAAGAACCAGUGCUUUGACCCCCCGUCACAGCCCGAGAGACCUAGAACUAUUGGAACCACACAUGACAGUGUGACUCUGCAGUUACAGCCACCCAGACAUGGUGCCGGUGAGAUUGUGGGUUACACGGUAGAGUACAGAGGGCGGUGGCAGGAGGACUGGUCAACUCUGCAUACACCUGAUAAAUCCCACUCCGUCACAAUAUCUGGGUUACAGCUACACCAGGAGUAUCAUUUCCGAAACAGAGCAGUGACCAAGGUAGGGGUCAGCAAGGUGAGUGAUAGCUGCAGGGCCAUGACACGUCCUACAAGCCCACCUGGUAAACCGGUCUUGCAGGAUUUUUCAUCCAGAGCAAUGCUCUUCUGGGACGCUCCAAGACAGAUUGGAGCUAAUGUCAAAAUAGUUCAGUACAGGAUUGAGUAUAGAGAAGAAACAGCAGUUGGGUCCAACACGGAGGGCGGACUGUGGGAGGAAGUAAAGACAACUGACAGCCAAUGUCACUAUGAUUUCGAGGGUCUGAAACCUAAUGCAGUCGACAGAGUCCGAGUGUCUGCUGACUGUGGAGAAGCAGGUUCCAGUGCACCAAGUGAAGCAGUUUUAGCUUCACUUGGUGCACUGGAACCUGCUUCAGUGCACCAAGUAAUAGAAAAUGAAGCAUCCAGAUUAGGCCAGAAACUUCUCAGAUAA